This is a messenger RNA of Pseudo-nitzschia multistriata, 1553 nucleotides long. The record is from the annotation of a GenBank genome assembly. Lineage: Eukaryota; Bacillariophyta; Bacillariophyceae; Bacillariales; Bacillariaceae.
CGAGCGUGAGCAGCUGACCGGGCAAGCAUCCCGCAACCCGAUAGAGGGGAAAGAAGCAAAACCUUGGAAUUGAAGGAACACRAAACGAUGGGGAAACUUACGAUCGGCGGAUGCACGAGAUUCCAACGGUGUUUCCAUCGACGGCGACCACRCCUCGUUGCCRAUGGAGGGACAGCACCAGCUAUUAUCGCUGAUGGUGCAAAUUUGCCCCUUUCUGCCCUUUUCGGAWCCCAACCAUCGCCGCGCUCGUUUUGGACCCUUUCCUUCAGCGGUGCCGGCCACCUCUUGCCGUACCACCUCGGGGCGGCCAAAAUCCUGCUGUCGGGCGAGACCGGCGAAUCCCUUCCGAUCGAGUCGGUCUCCGGAUCAAGCUCGGGCGCCAUCGCCGCCACGGUCACCGCGUGGCUGCCCCACCGAUUGGACGAAUUCGCGGACCGAUUCUUGCAGGACCGGGGGCACGCCUUCAGGAACCUCAAGGGCAUGCUGCAGGAGGAAGAGGAAGAGGCCGCCGCCGAGGCAUCGGGAAUGGGGAAAGAGCACUCCCGCUCCCCGCUGCUAUCGAUUUGCACGACGAGGUGCUCCGAUGGAGGCAUCCACCUKUUUUCCUUCGACGGGCGGCGGCCGCGACGAGAACAACRCGAGCGACUCCKGAAAKCCAUAGAAGCCUCCUGUCGGAUUCCCCGGUCGUUCCACCCCAUCGACAUGGCCGCUGGCGAUGGCCUCUUGUCGAGGCUUCUCGGGGGAGGCAGCGGUGGCCAUGGAUAUCCCGAAAACGAAGGGGUGGAAAUCGACGGAGCCGGAUACGCGGACGGGGGAAUCGCGGGGCCCUUUCCCCCGACCCCGCUCGACGGAGAUCCCGGCUGCGCGGGGCGAAUCGUCGUGAGUCCGGUCUCCGGGGAGUACUUCUAUCGCGGGGGGGAACGCGAACGCGGCAGCGCCGGCACCCUUCCACCGCUGCUCCKCGCCAUUCGACCGGGCGACGCCUCGCGCAGGGUCCCGCUGGUGGGCCCGAUCGAGCUCUCGGGGAGCCCGGAGGGUCCGACCGCGAGCGGGGUCGGCAGCGGCGGCGACUCCGGGAGCGAUCCGAGCACGGGGCCGCUGCUCGUGGAGGCGGUAGGGGUUCGGGCCGAGCCGUCGAUCCAGAACCUCCGGGCCCUCGUCACGGCGCUGGGCGUGGUUCCGUCCGGUCCUCCCCGCCCGGCGGACCACGGCGUGGGGGGCAGCGACACCGAUAGCGGAGUCCUCCGGGAUUGGAUGGAACGCGGCCAAGCAGACGCACACGAAGCGUUGAUCGACCUGCAUAAGGACCGCUGGCAAUAGCCAUUGGCCAGAGUGGGGGAAGGAGUCGCCGAUCUGGGCAGCCAACUCUUGGACUCCAUGGAACCAUUUGACGACAAGCAUAGGAUACCUGUUGGUUGUGUUGRUGAACGAGUUUUCUACUCUUUCUAGGUUCUACUAAUACUACAACCGCGCCCAAUAUUGUUGUUGUUGCAAUACAAGAAUGAUACAGGUAGAAGAAUCACUUAUUAAAAGAAUAACGAAGUAUGUUGAUU